UUUUAUUUAAGCCACCGGCGGUCGUGGAUUGCGGCUGGAAGCGCCCAGAAGAGAGCUCUCUGCCCCGUGGUCAAGCCUCGCCGCGUCGUCGUCACCCUCGCCUUUCCCCUAGGCUUCCGCCGACCAAAGCUCAUACUGAGACAAAGGAAUCAGCUUUGAUCUGUUUAGACCAGUCAACCUCAACUAGCAAAUUUCAUGUCUGAUCUCGACGUCCAGCUUCCAUCUGCUUUUGAUCCGUUUGCGGAAGCCAAUGCGGAGGACUCCAGCGUUGGUACUGGAUCAAAGGACUAUGUGCAUGUGCGCAUUCAGCAGCGCAACGGAAGAAAGAGUUUGACUACUGUUCAGGGCUUGAAGAAGGAAUACAGCUACAACAAAAUCCUUAAGGAUCUGAAAAAGGAAUUCUGCUGUAAUGGCACUGUAGUUCAAGAUCCAGAGCUGGGCCAGGUCAUUCAACUUCAAGGUGAUCAGCGUAAAAAUGUUGCGACAUUCCUAGAUAAGGCUGGAAUUGCAAAGAAAGAGAGCAUCAAAAUACACGGGUUUUAGGCCACACACAAUGCCUGUGUGCUAUUAUAUGAUAUAAGAUAUUGAAGUGCCUGAAGCCUUGUGAUAAUUCCACAGUUUUUACUACAUAUAAGACAUUUGCAUUAGUGUUGGUGUGAGCUCUUGGUUAUUGAUGCAACCUGUCGUUUCAAUAUGGUUUGUACCCGUAGCCUGUAUGAAAAAUCGGUUCUGUUACAUCGUUUUCUGAAUAAUAGUACAUUGUGUUUAUCUAGUA
This is a messenger RNA of Oryza brachyantha (malo sina), 775 nucleotides long. Its product is annotated as protein translation factor SUI1 homolog. The transcript has 5 exons. Gene Ontology annotation, biological process: translational initiation. The coding region runs from base 196 to 543 and encodes 115 amino acids. NCBI's taxonomy places the organism in Eukaryota, Viridiplantae, Streptophyta, Magnoliopsida, Poales, Poaceae. The record is from RefSeq and is a predicted model, not a curated record. Gene Ontology annotation, molecular function: RNA binding; translation initiation factor activity.